This is a messenger RNA of Amoebophrya sp. A120, 3412 nucleotides long. The record is from the annotation of a GenBank genome assembly. Lineage: Eukaryota; Dinophyceae; Syndiniales; Amoebophryaceae.
CUUUGAGUUUGACCUAUACGUAUAAGUAGAUACAACAAGGCAUUUGCAGCGGCAAAGCAGACCUAUCGCGUUUUUUGGGAACUAUCCAUGAGGGGAACGUGACGCAAUAGGGUUUUUCUCUCUCGUAGGUCUAGGUUUUUUGAUAUCGGAUACAGCUACAGGACAAAAGCAAGACAAUGGCGCUGACGACGCCACAGCGCACUCACGACUUGCGGACCCGACCGGAGACACGUUCACCGAUCCGGUUGUCUAUGAUGCCAAAUCCCGACCUGGGUCCAACACUGUUGGUCAAUGCAAGCGUCACGUCGCUCCCGGCAUCGCCCCGAUCGGCUUCACCCUCGUCACCGAGAGUUCUGGAUCACGGUACUGCAGUCGAAGGAUUCGAGAACUGCAUCGGGAAAAUUCAUCAGGUAAAGCAUCUCCUUGUAAUUCUCUCCUGCUGUUCGUGGUUAGGUUUGUUCAUCAUCAUCUCGCUGCGAGCGCAUUUUUACGAUCCGUCAAAAUCUCGGGAAUCUUGGACAGUCUCCUACUUUCAAACAUUCGAUGCUAUCUGUCAGGUUCCAGGCACGCCUGAUGGGAGUUGUCCACUCCUUGCAACCUGGAUUCCCACCGAACAGCCAGUACUUCGCCGAUUCAGAAUACCCGGCUUAAAUGUGAUAGCACACUCCCCGGUACCAGCGCCAAGACCACGACCACCGGUGCAGGUCCAGGCGGGUAAUCAACAGACUGGAACUACUCCCGCUGGUGUUGCAGUGAAACCACCCUCCUCACCAGCCAGGUCGGAGAAUCAUUCAGCAGAGUCACAAAAGGCUGCGACUCCAGGGCUCACACCAAUCACGAACUUGUCGACGCCGUUUUCUUCUCGAACUCGGCAAUUUCUACCAUCUAGUGCCAACACUGCACCAAGCACAGCAGCUGCUCCGAUGACGACAUACAAGCAAGCGAAGGAAAGGUUUCUCGCCCGCCAGAGCCAGACAUUAAGUUCGGUAUCCUCGUCGAUCCAGCACUACAACUCGCAGGAACUACCCGCCUCGCUGGAUGUGUCGCAAAUGUCUCCCCGGGACCGCGCACGGUACGAGACGCGCGUUCGUCAGUCCAAGAUGAACGUCAAACCGCUUAACCUAGCAGCAAGUUCCAGUCAAAAUAGACUGCGGCAGCCGGCUGUCCAGGCGGAAGGUGAACAGCUGCAGGGGGGUGCGAUGAAAAUGGAAGAGGGUGAGGACAAAAUCCAACUAGACGGUGGACAGGACGAGGACGAGCCUGAACUGACCGGUGGAGCUCCGGGAUAUAAUGCUGUGAUGUCAUCGAGCAAUAAGGAUGAUGCUAAAGAAGAAGAACAACUUAAAAUGAAGACCGCAGUUCUCUACUCGGGCGUCAAUACCUUUACCUCUCCUGCGCAGGAAGCAGUCCUGCAAACGCCACGGCAGAAGCACGGCCGAGCUCUCGCAACAUCGCAACAGUUCCUGACAAGUGCAAGCACUCCCCCGUCCUCCUGGUUGAUGAACAGUACGACAUCGUGGGCGCGAAGUCCCAGUCCGUGGAAGAUGCCGGAAACUUUGAUGUCACCAGCAAUCGGUGUCAGCCCUGCGUUCGUGUUGAAGAGUAGCCGUGCCUACGUGAACAGCAAAAAUACUCCGAGGCAGAUGGAGGAAGUGAACGUAAACCCGGGUGCCGGUGCUGUUCGGGAGAGUGAUCUUUAUCAUCAACCAGCUUCAUCUGCUAGACCGCAGUCGACAUCGUGGAAUCCGCCUGGCGGUUCGAAGUUGGCCGCAGCACUCGGGACAAGCUCGGACGGAGAGAACAUGGCUAGUCAUGCGGGUAUCAGCAACAAGCCCCUAGAUUUGUCAACUCCACGUCCCGCGCCACGCACGCUUUUGCAAUCUGCGUCUUCGCCAGUCACCCGAGCUGCUGUAGCAUUCGGUGGAAGUGAAGCAGCAUCUGCGAAAGGCAAAGGAAGUGCCGUGCAGGAGAACACUGCUGCAUCUACAACUUCUGACUCGAAUAAGAUUCUUGUUCCGAAGGCUGCAAACGAAGUGGACGAGGAAAAGUCGGUCGACGAAGAGAAUGCGCAAAAACUGCAGGCGUUGGCCGCGGAGGUGGCGCAGCUACAAGCUCGAUUGCGGAAGCUUGAGGCAGAACGGGCGGUAAACCAAUUGUCCGACGCUGCAAACUACAACGCGAGCAGCGGGUCCUCGCGUGCUGGUACCACCUCGCGCGCAGUGGACGAUCGCGGCUCGCACCAAGCGCUCGCGGAAACUCCCGCACACCAGCGCGAACGUCAUCGCAGUGGGAGCGCCCGACCGAGGAGAAACAGGAGUGCUGCCAGCAGCACGACAUUACUUUCGUCCACCCGGAGUUUCAGCCGAGGACGUCGCCCGACGGGACGGAAAGCUGCCUUGACCGCCGACGAGGAGAUCCAGGAAUUUAUUAACCAGUACCCAGACUUUCCGCUGCAGAUCAAGAAGGCGGCGGAAAACAACUAUGUUAUCAGCGGCCAGCAGUGCCGAGAGAAGACCGUCGUGGUGGUGCAGCGGCAGGGUGCAAACAUGGUCAAGUUUGGUUGCGGAUACGAAUACCUCACGAACUAUUUGGACGAUCUGCACGGGCGCAGGACAAACUUACUCCUUAGCACGCCCCGGUUGAUUUAGGACGAGUCACCAGCUUCUAGUGCCACUCCUGACUCAGUUUUUUUUGCCAAAGCUCGCGUAUUCUAUUUGAUUUGAUUCUCUCGUGUAUUUGUUUUGUAGGUAGGUAGUGGUCAAACUAGCCUUAUCCCGCUUCCCAUGUCCAGUAACUUGCAGACUUAAUAGUAUUCCGCUAGAUGAAUAGUAGCACUCAGCGCCUCUCUGUAGGCUUCGCUGCGUCGGGGCUGCGCUGCUUCGCUGCUUCGAGGUUUCGCUGCUUCGCGGCUUCGCUGCUUCGAGGCGUCGCUGCUUCGAGGCUUCGCUGCUUCGAGGCUUCGCUGCUUCCUUCGGCGUUUCGAGGCCUCAUCGUUUCGAGGCUGGCUUCGCCGCUUAGAAGCUUGGGCACUUUCCUUGUCUGCAUUUCGUUGUUGUUAUUUCUUGUUUCUAUUCUUUGUUUCCGUUUUUUGUUUUCAUUCUUUGUUUUCGUUUUUCGUUUCUAUUCUUUGUUUUCGUUUUUCGUUUCCAUUCUUUGUUUUCGUUUUUCGUUUCCAUUCUUUGUUUUUGUUUUUCGUUUCUAUUCUUUGUUUCUUCUAUUGCGGGAUACUAUUAAAUAAUGGGUUUUCUUACCUAUAUCUAGUCAUGGUAGAGAUUUUCAAACAAAAAUUUUCAAUCUGGUACUUUUUUGGUUGAUAUCAUGGCGCCAGUUGUUGUUUCUGCAUAUUAUCAUGCCAAUGCCUUUGUUUCCUUUACAGUCACAGUCAGUACUUGAAUGUUGAACAACGUGCAAG